GGACUACAAAUAGCGGGGAAAAGCGGCCGAACUGCACACUUCGGGUAAAGCCUCAAGCAUACAAGCAUCAUGAAGACUCUGGUUGUGUUGGCAGUGCUGGGCGUGUGCUCCGCCUCCCUCCAGCAGGCCUACAACUACGGCUACAACUACGUCCAGCCUCGCUACGUCGGGCCCUUGGCAUCCACCGUCCCCGCCGGCGUCGACGGAACCAUCACUCCCGUGUCCGAUACCUACGAAGUGGCCGCCGCUCGUGGCGCCUUCUUCAGGGCCUACCAGGAUCAACUGGCGACCAUCGCCGCCCUCCGCUACGGCGCUCCCGCCACCCCUUACGCCGUGCACCACAGUGCGCCAGCUGUGCACCACAGCUUCCCAGCUGGCUACUCCGUCGGCCCCGUCGUCCACCAGGCUGCCCUCAGCUACGGUGUCCCCGGCCAGGUCCACGACACCCCCGAAGUGUCGGCCGCAAAGGCUGAGUUCUUCCGCCUGCCGGACUAUGAUGCUCACCACGACUACUGAACCGCAAUUAAACCUUGAAAAUAUGAAAUUAGAAUUAGGAGAAAACAUAUACUCGCGUGUAUAUAGAGAAUAAAUUGUAGCACCAUUCA
Molecule: messenger RNA, 605 nt
Organism: Penaeus monodon (black tiger shrimp)
Lineage: Eukaryota; Metazoa; Arthropoda; Malacostraca; Decapoda; Penaeidae
Product: cuticle protein CP1499-like
Source: RefSeq, a predicted model, not a curated record